Messenger RNA from Atta colombica, 1185 nucleotides. Its product is annotated as odorant receptor Or1-like. The record is from RefSeq and is a predicted model, not a curated record. Gene Ontology annotation, biological process: sensory perception of smell; detection of chemical stimulus involved in sensory perception of smell. Gene Ontology annotation, cellular component: plasma membrane. The coding region runs from base 1 to 1185 and encodes 394 amino acids. Gene Ontology annotation, molecular function: olfactory receptor activity; odorant binding. Lineage: Eukaryota; Metazoa; Arthropoda; Insecta; Hymenoptera; Formicidae. The transcript is spliced from 5 exons.
AUGCACACUCUUCCGCUGUCAUUCGCACUAUUGACAUGCGCCGGAUACUGGCGACCUAUUAACUUAACAUCUAUCAAAUAUUGGGCGUAUACUGUUUAUUCUAUUGCCAUGAAUUUUUUACUUCAUUCAUUCACAUUUUGCGGUUUAGUCGACUGUUUCAUAAGCGAAGAUCUUAAGACGUUCAUCGAGAAAUUCUCGCUAUUUCUGUCAGUACUUGGCGUUAGCUGCAAAGUGACAAAUCUGGCGGCACGUCGAGAUGAAAUCAUCAAUCUUACUGAUAUGUUGUUGGAUGAUAUCUGCGUACCCCGGAACGCUCACGAAUCGAAUAUUCAGCGACACUUCAAUCGCAAUGCAAAGAUAAUCACCAUAUGCUGCGAAAUACUAAAUGAGUCAGCUGCCUUUUUUUCGAUUGCUCAAUUUCGACAUUUUGUCAACACUCGGACUUUACCGCUCUAUGACUGGGUGCCUUAUGAUAUUUCAUCAACAAUGAUUUUUUGGGCAACUUUGUUGCACCAAACUAUCAUAAUAAUGAUUUGCGCGAAUACUAGUGUUGCCCACGAGACUCUCAUUUCUGGUUUUAUGAUCCAAAUUUGCGCCCAGUUAGAUAUACUCUGCCAUCGAGCUCGCAUACUGCCGGAUUUGUUACAAGAAGCCUGGAAAUGCAGCAUUUCGAAAGAAGAUUUCAAAAUGCGAGAACGGCAAUUAAUUCGCGAAAUUGUACAUCAUCAUCGCUACAUAUAUAGAUUUGCGGAACGCAUCAAUGCGGUAUUCACGUUAAUGAUUUUCGUGCAAUUCACCAUAAGCUCGACAGUGCUCUGUCUUUGCAUCUAUCAAAUGUUGACGACAAACUUACUAAGCGUCGAGUUUGCGUAUAGCUCGUCAUAUCUUGGUUCUAUGCUUAUACAGAUUUAUUUAUAUUGCUGGUUCGGCAACGAAGUGACACUGAAGGUCGAUUAUUUAAAUAUUCUUAAACCUUUUAAAACCACUGAAAUCGGAAACGCCGUUUACGAAAUGGAUUGGCCGAUGCUUCCAGUUGGUUUAAUGAAGACUCUUUUGAUAAUUAUUACACGAUCUGUGAAGCCAAUUAAAAUAACUAGCGGAUACAUAAUUACUUUAUCCAACGACUCUUUUAUGAAGAUCAUCAAAAUAUCCUAUUCAGCGUACAAUGUUUUGCAGGGAUCUUAA